Molecule: messenger RNA, 910 nt
Organism: Poecile atricapillus (Black-capped chickadee)
Lineage: Eukaryota; Metazoa; Chordata; Aves; Passeriformes; Paridae
Product: chymotrypsin-C-like
Exons: 8
Coding region: 1-810 (269 amino acids)
Biological process (GO): proteolysis
Molecular function (GO): serine-type endopeptidase activity
Source: RefSeq, a predicted model, not a curated record
AUGCUGGGAGCCGUGUGUCUCGUCCUGCUGCUGGGCUACGCCUACGGAUGCGGCCAGCCGGCCGUGCCACCACAGCUGGGCGCCCGCGUGGUGGGCGGUGAAGACGCCGUCGCCCACAGCUGGCCAUGGCAGAUCUCACUGCAGUACAGUAGAUAUGGAUCUUGGUACCACACUUGCGGCGGGACCCUCAUCGCUCCCCAGUGGGUGCUGACAGCUGCCCACUGCAUCAGCAACUCCAUGACCUACCGUGUGGUGCUGGGCAAGCAGGACCUGUCAGUGGAUGAUGAGCCCGGUUCUGUGGCCGUGGGUGUGGAGAAGAUAAUCGUCCAUGAGAAGUGGAACUCCUUCCUCAUCAUCAACGACAUUGCCCUGAUCAAGCUGGCCGAGGAGGUGCAGGAGAGUGACACCAUCCGCGCCUCCUGCCUGCCUGACGCCGGCAAGAUCCUGCCCAACAACUACCCCUGCUAUGUCACCGGCUGGGGACGCAUCAGGACCAACGGGCCCCUGGCUGAUGCCCUGCAGCAGGCUCUGCUGCCCGUGGUGGACUAUGAGACCUGCUCCAAGUGGGACUGGUGGGGCAGCCUUGUCCUGGAGACCAUGGUGUGCGCCGGUGGCGACGGCGUCGUCUCCGGAUGCAACGGCGAUUCUGGCGGCCCCCUGAACUGCCAGCGCGAUGAUGGCAUCUGGGAGGUGGACGGCAUCGUCAGCUUCGGCUCCGGCCUGGGCUGCAACGUGGCCAAGAAGCCGACGGUCUUCACCCGGGUGUCCGCCUACAUCGACUGGAUCAACGAGAAAAUGGGAGAGAACUGAGGACACGGCCUGCAGCACAAGUACUGAGCGUGAUGAAGGCAGUAGUGACGGUCACUGGGUGUGAUAAAGGCAGUAGUGGCAGUCACUGAGUGUGAUAAAG